Messenger RNA from Suillus bovinus, 489 nucleotides. RefSeq lists its product as uncharacterized. The annotation marks the transcript as partial. The record is from RefSeq and is a predicted model, not a curated record. The transcript is spliced from 2 exons. NCBI's taxonomy places the organism in Eukaryota, Fungi, Basidiomycota, Agaricomycetes, Boletales, Suillaceae.
UUCUUCGACAACAUACAGGAUGCCAUCAAUGCCGCUCGUUUGCUUCGCAAGUGUCUGCCUUCUGAGUUCCGCAACAAAAUUAAAUGGUUCAAUUCAGACAUGUCGAGUACUUACAAGGAUGCUGAGCUUGGGAACACUGUAUUGGGAGAAACAUGGGGGUUCUGUACAACCGACUCAUUUGGAAUGGGUAUGGACGUUCCGGAUAUCGAGAUCAUCAUCCAAUGGCGGGCAACGUGCCACCUUGCCACAUUAUGGCAACGUUUGGGGUGCGCUGCACGAAACAAACAGUUGAUGGGCACAGGGUUGCUCUUUACUGAGAAAGAGCACUUUGAUGACAAGCGGGAGGCUCGGGCCAUCAGAAAAACACAACAUGAGAACACUCGCAAAUGCAAAGCAGCAGACUUACUGGAGGCACGAAACAAUAAGUGUCGCACAGUUGCUCUCUCAGAACUACCCGCCAAUGUCUCCCCAUCAGCUCCAUCCUCUUGA